Molecule: messenger RNA, 636 nt
Organism: Miscanthus lutarioriparius
Lineage: Eukaryota; Viridiplantae; Streptophyta; Magnoliopsida; Poales; Poaceae
Source: the annotation of a GenBank genome assembly
AUGCACCCCAAAACUCAGGGGCUAGACCACUGCACCAAUCUAAUAGAUCCACAUGCCACAAUCCUAGAUGCCACCAAGGUCCCGCCCCACAAUCGGGCGAUAAUGGUGGCGGAUAGGGAAGUGGUAGGCAAGGAGGUGGCGGCAGAGGGCACUCUGCUAAUGGAGGGAGUCACCAAGAUGGUGGGGCUAACGAUGAUUCUGGGAGUAGCUAUUGCUCUGAUGGUGAGGGUCAUACCCAUCACCAUGGGAGAUAUCCUAGGGACCAACCCAAGCCGGCGCCACGCGCCACCGAGGGCGAUCCCUGUGACUUGGUUUCGUGCUCUAAAAAUUGAGAAAUAUGACUGCGAGACAGACCCGAAGAUUUGGCUGGUAAACUACCAACUCACCAUGAAAGUGACAUCCACACCGGACAUGUUUUUCAUGAUUCAAUGUCUUCUGAUCUACCUCGCUAACUCUGCCAGAAACUGGCUAAACAUCCUUCGGGAAGGCAUGAUCAAGCGAUGUGCUAACCUCGAAAAGGCAUUCUAUAAUCACUUUGAGGGGGCUUACACUAAGCCAGGCACCUUAUGGAACCUCCUAGGAUGCAAAUGCCUGACCGACGCGAAUCUCCGUGAUUACAUAAAGCGCUUUACAUAG